AUGGCAGGGACAGGAGCACCGGACAAAGAGCAGCCGCUCGCAGGCGCGGUGAUUUGCUUCACCGCGGUUACGCUAGAGUACAGGACUCAGCUCGUGAAUGUUGCGAAAGAGAUGGGCGCAAUUGAACGACCCGACCUCACCUCCGAAGUAACUCACCUUCUCGUCGGAGCCACCGAAUCUGCCAAAUACAAGUUCGUCGCACGAGAGCGAAAUGACGUUGCUGUGGUCCGGCCAGAAUGGAUCGAGGCCGUGCGCCAAUCGUGGGUGCUGGGAGAGGAUACCGACAUUCGCGCCUUAGAGAUACAAUACAAGAUGCCUGCCUUCUUCGGCCUUACGCUAUGCAUUACGGGAUUCUCGGAUAUGGGCAUUCGGACUCAGAUGCAUGACACUUCCGUGGAGAAUGGGGCAGAGUUUCGGAAAGACUUGACCAAGAGCGUCACCCAUCUCAUCUCGCGGACUGCAGACGGAGAGAAAUACAAGUUUGCGACACAAUGGGGAAUAAGAGUUGUCAGUGAGAAGUGGUUUUAUGACUGCAUUGAGCGGGGAAUGAUCCUGGACGAGGAAAAGUACCAUCCACUGGUACCGCCGGAAGAACAAGGUGUUGGAGCAUGGAAUCGACCUUCUCUCACUUCACAGAGCGAUUCUAGAAAUGAACGAUCUGCUCCUCAUGAAGGCGCGGCAGAUAAACGACCACGCAAAAAGCUACGCAGGACCGCAAGUACAAAAUUGAUCGGUCAGAAUGAAAACAUCUGGGGUGAUAUCAUUGGUGCUGGUUUCAUGAACAACGAGACGACCGAUUCCGCCAACAACGAGGACGAAGAAGCUGAUCCACCACCUCCGAGACAUGCCAUUCAAGCUGCCAAAUCUUUCGCGAGCGAGUCAGUCUUCAGUCAAGCCAUGGCACCAGAAGAAGCACCCAAACCCCAAGUUCCAGAAGGAUUCCUAGGCGGAUCGUAUUUCUACCUCGAGGGAUUUUCUUCCAAGCAGAUGGGAGUAUUACACCGCCACCUCGGGUUCAAUGGAGCUCAGUGCGUAGGAUCAUUGAGCGACUUCUCUCGUCCAAGCAUCCCGAAGACAGGCCAAGGACUAUACAUUAUGGUGCCAUAUCAGACUUUGAAGUCGGCGGCUCCAUCAACGGACAACAUGGCAUUUGAAUGUGAGGUCGUCACAGAUAUGUGGCUGGAGAAGUGUCUGCAUGCCCGAGCGUUGGUUCCGCCAGAAUCCCACGUUGCUAGCACACCUUUCCCUAGAUUCCCGAUCCCAGCAUUUUCCGGAAUGCGAGUAUGCUCUACUGGAUUCGGCGGCAUUGAUCUUCUUCACGUAUCCAAGCUGGUCAAUCUGAUGGGUGCCUCCUAUGAUGAAGUUCUUACGUCGCAGGCCUCUGUUUUGAUCUGUUUCGACCCUCAUACUGCAAGUCAGAACAAAUUGCGCCAUAUCAGAGAAUGGGGUAUCCCAGCUGUCUCUGCAGACUGGCUUUGGGCCUCCAUUCAGACUGGCCAAAAGAAGCCAUUUGAGCCGUACCUUGUCCAACAGCAGACAUCACAACCUCGAGGUAGCGUUGAAAAGCCCGGUGCUGCUUUUGAAAACGAAGAUAGUGCACACAAGAAGGGGGGAAUAUCCCGCGACAGACGAUCUAAAGCUCCAGCGGAGUCAGCCAAUGAAGAGAAUAGUGAAGGUUCGAGAUCCGCGAAAAACAAUCGAACACGGGUCAUGCCUAUCAUCGAUGAUGGCUUCUCAAAUGAAGACCACGAUAAUGCGCCUAAACCAUCUAUCCCGGAAUCUCGGUCUCCAUCCCCGAGCACAACAGCCGACAGACCAACAACCAGUGACUCUACCUCCAAACAACCAAAUCAAACCCCUUCAGGACCUACCGGACCAUCCGCGCUGGACACCGCGCUGAAGGGACUCCUUCAACAAGCCCAGGCUGCUAAAUCCCGCCAAUCAAAUGAAAGCCCAACAACCAACGAAGAUGGCAACUUCCCACUCAGACGAAAGCGCAAACCUCUCCUGGGUCGCGCUACAUCACACUCGUCCACUAAGCUUGAUAACCCAGCACCACUAUCCAGAGCUAGCUCCAUCGACACCCUCAACGACGAUGGCCUCGGCUUACCCAUCGACAGCGCCGAUCUGACACGAGCAAACUCACUCUCCCGCACAACCAGCCGCGUUAACAACGAAAGCCUGUCGUCGAUGUUUAGCGGUGCCGGUGGGAAAUUUGAUUUCCUUGAUAAGCAGCCUCUCAAUGGGAACGAGGAGGAUGAGGAGAACACCGAGCCCCAGAUGACACAGCUGGACUACGAGGAUGCUGACGCAGCCGCUAUGAGAGCUGAAUUCUUGCGCGAUGCGGGCAAGAUAGCUCGGAAGCCCAAGUCGGCCGAUCCGGGCGUUUUGCUUGGGGAGGUCAAAGAGUUAGAGGAUGUUGGAUGGGCGUCUGGACGGAGGACAAGGAAGCACCCGAGAGGUGAUGAUUGA
Penicillium pulvis is the source of this 2472-nucleotide messenger RNA. RefSeq lists its product as uncharacterized. Gene Ontology annotation, biological process: DNA replication initiation; mitotic DNA replication checkpoint signaling; mitotic G2 DNA damage checkpoint signaling. The coding region runs from base 1 to 2472 and encodes 823 amino acids. The record is from RefSeq and is a predicted model, not a curated record. Lineage: Eukaryota; Fungi; Ascomycota; Eurotiomycetes; Eurotiales; Aspergillaceae. The transcript is spliced from 5 exons.